This is a messenger RNA of Benincasa hispida (wax gourd), 2402 nucleotides long. RefSeq names its product myo-inositol polyphosphate 5-phosphatase 2 (gene IP5PII). NCBI's taxonomy places the organism in Eukaryota, Viridiplantae, Streptophyta, Magnoliopsida, Cucurbitales, Cucurbitaceae. The record is from RefSeq and is a predicted model, not a curated record. Gene Ontology annotation, biological process: phosphatidylinositol dephosphorylation. Gene Ontology annotation, molecular function: inositol-polyphosphate 5-phosphatase activity; phosphatidylinositol-4,5-bisphosphate 5-phosphatase activity; phosphatidylinositol-3,4,5-trisphosphate 5-phosphatase activity.
AUUUCUUCAUUGAUGUUCUUGGUUGGCCUACAAAUCGGCCUAACUAUUUGAUUAAAAUAAACCCAUAUGCUUUGAAGUUGAUUUGGGAGUCUCGGAUUUUGCUGUUACAGGAAAUUAACUUCGGCCGUCAUGUCGCUAAUUGGGUCUACAGCUGUAAUUGCCGAAGCUUCCCUUGGUGUUAUGUUUGUUUUUGUGUCAUUGCCAACUUUGCCUCAGGUGGGCUCACUGCAAAUCUUGGCAUCGAUUGCGUUUUAAGCAUUUCAUCACUGCGAAUCUAAGGAUCUAUCUUCUGCUGAAUAGUUUCAAGCAAAGGCUAUGCGAACGAGGAGAGGAAAACGCUCCGAGGCUUUUUGGCCUUCCAUCGUGAUGAAGAAAUGGUUGAAUAUCAAGCCCAAGGUGUAUGAUUUUAGCGAGGAUGAAGUUGAUACUGAAACUGAGAGCGAAGAUGAUGGUGUGUGUCACAGGAUCAUUGCUCUAGGGGCCAAGCCAACAGUAGCAUUUUGCUCUCUCAAGAAUGAAAGAACGCAUAAUCAAGAGGAUCGUACUUGUAGGACACAAAGGAACUUGUCUACAUGUUCAAGUCGAAUUUCUGACGUUCCUAGUGGUUACCAGUCAAGACACAGGCGAGGGAAAUCUGAAACUCUUCGAGUUCAGUACAUAAACACAAAAGAUCUAAGGGUAACAAUAGCUACAUGGAAUGUUGCAGGAAGAAUUCCAAAUGAAGACCUUGAGAUAAGUGAGUGGCUAUGUACAGAAGAACCAGGAGAUAUUUAUAUUAUAGGUUUCCAAGAAGUUGUCCCUUUAAAUGCGGGGAAUGUGCUAGGAGCAGAGGAUAACAAACCAAUUCCUAAAUGGGAGGCAAUCAUUCGAAGAACUCUGAACAAGUCUUCUAAACCUGAGAACAAACAGAAGAGCUAUAGCGCCCCACCCUCUCCUGUAUUGAGGACUUCAUCUGUAGCUGAUAUACUUGCAGAUGAGGUUAAUGAUGAACAGUUAAUACUAAUAGACGAUGAAUUUUCUGGGAAUGGUUGUUUUGAAUUGGAUCAGCAUCCCCUUAACAAAUUAAACCUCGUGAACUCAAAUUUGCGGUUAAGUAGAAUCUAUGGCAUUGACUGUGACCAAAGAUUAGACUGGCCUGAACAUUCAUUAGAUGCAACCCCUCAAGUUGUCUCUUCUAAUUCAAAAUUGCGGAGAGUAGUUAGCAGUUCUGCUAGAAUUGGCUUCCAGUGCUUGGAGAAUCCUCUAAUAUUCCCUCCGCAGAGUUUUUCUAUAAACGGAAAUGGGUUGAAAAGGACAUUCUGUAGUUCUGGAAAUUUGAUAUCAGCCUGGAAGGCGCCACAAGACACUUCAGAAAUCCUGGACUCCCUUUCUGAUGUAUCUGACAUUUCUGUUGAAGAAGAAGAUAUUUUCCCAGAAGAACUUAUAGAACAAGAAGUUAAUGAGGAUCCAACAGAGAGCACUAAAGCUUAUCCGAAAUAUGUGAGAAUUGUCAGCAAGCAGAUGGUAGGAAUAUAUGUGUCGGUUUGGGUGCGUAAGAGAUUAAGGAGACAUGUUAACAAUUUGAAAGUUUCUCCAGUUGGAGUUGGUCUUAUGGGCUACAUGGGAAACAAGGGGUCUGUUUCUGUCAGCAUGUCUCUUUAUCAGUCGCGGUUAUGCUUUGUUUGUUCUCAUUUGACCUCUGGUCAGAAGGAUGGAGCAGAACACAAGCGUAAUGCAGAUGUGAACGAAAUCAUAAGACGAACAUGUUUUUCAUCCGUGUUUGAUUCAGGACAGCCACAGACAAUACCAUCACAUGAUCAAAUAUUCUGGUUUGGUGAUUUGAAUUAUCGCAUGAAUGCAUCGGACUCGGAUGUAAGGAAGCUUGUUGCUCAAAAAAAGUGGGAGGAACUCAGCAACUAUGAUCAGCUUAUCAGAGAAUUGCGCACGGGGCAUGUCUUCGAUGGAUGGAAAGAAGGGAUAUUAGAUUUCCCACCAACUUAUAAAUAUGAAUUCAACUCGGAUAGAUACGUCGGCGAAAUUCCAAAAGAAGGAGAGAAGAGAAGGUCUCCAGCGUGGUGUGAUCGGAUAUUAUGGCUGGGAAAAGGCAUUAAACAAAUGUGUUAUAAGAAUGCAGAUAUAAGGCUUUCAGAUCAUAGGCCAGUGAGUUCAAUUUUCCAAGUUGAAGUUGAAGUGUUGGAUCAUAGGAAAUUGCAAAGAGCUCUGAACUACACAAAUACAGCUGCUAUUCAUCCUGAGAUUUUUGCUGAUGAAAAUGGGGAGUAUGAUUUAGACUUCUAGCCUACCCAAUUAUAUUCAUAAGGUUAUAAUGAUGGAAGAUGUUUGUUCCCCUUCCUUACAUAUUCACAUGGAAAAUGUAGUAAAAAGUUGGAAAUAUAGUAAGAAACUUUGAUCACUUUUAAUGA